Molecule: messenger RNA, 2894 nt
Organism: Paramacrobiotus metropolitanus
Lineage: Eukaryota; Metazoa; Tardigrada; Eutardigrada; Parachela; Macrobiotidae
Product: acetylcholine receptor subunit alpha-like 1
Exons: 15
Coding region: 753-2438 (561 amino acids)
Biological process (GO): signal transduction; regulation of membrane potential; chemical synaptic transmission
Cellular component (GO): postsynaptic membrane; neuron projection; synapse
Molecular function (GO): acetylcholine-gated monoatomic cation-selective channel activity; transmembrane signaling receptor activity
Source: RefSeq, a predicted model, not a curated record
UCUGCACACAAGUUAUACGAUCAGCAGAUGGCUUUAUAUUGUGCUACCGAUACAAUACUCUAUAUACGUGGUUGGUUAGCCGGCAAGUCAGUGUCAAUGCAUUCAGCUAUAGAUUCGUGCUUUUUCUCAUCAAAUCAUCUCACGAAAGCGGAUAUCCUGCGAAGGGUCCUUCAGGACUGGACAACAGUAGAAUCUUCGACGCUCAAUUCGUGAGAUAACACAUCUUGAACGGCGCUUUCUGGAUACGCCGCAGCACAUACGCGGAUAAGACCGCCUCCUCGUCAUUCCUGCGUCCGCAUAGUCAAUACUCCUGGAAAUUUUUUACCAAUAUAAUAUUACACAGGAUCGCCUCUAAUCAGUUGUGCCACCGCGUUCAACAGAUUGCGCCGGUUUGGAUUACUUUUAAUAAUGCAGUUUGGGAUGGUCGUUAUCGCCCUGAUCCCCACUAUGAUUGUAUGUUAAGUAGCUUAAUGAACUGCUACAACAACCACUGGUAUCGCACUACGCCGUACGUUUGUUUUCAUUGCGCUCCGUGGUGACCUUAAGAUUGGCUUGCCUAAUUGACUUUAAAUUCAGUCGGCAAUCGUCCAGGUUGUGGUCACCAAUUAAGACUGCGGAAGAAAGGAUGCAUAACACUUUAUCACGGCAUACCGGCUAAACUCGCCUUCACAAGUAUUGUUAAGCUGUAUGUAAACCGAGCUAGCCAAAUAGCGCUUAUUUCAACUACGGAUGUCACGGUGGAUAGCACGAUCAUGCUGACAGGUAAAGAAGUCAUAUGGGAUUUCCUCCAGCUGUUCGUCCUUUCACACUCCAUUCUCAUUCAGUCUGCCUCGGCAAAUGCUGACGCAAAACGUCUUUAUGACGAUCUCCUAUCAACAUACAAUCGUCUAAUAAGGCCCGUUGGCAAUAAUACCGAAAGGUUAACUGUCAAAAUGGGACUACGAUUAUCCCAACUAAUCGACGUCGACGAGAAGAACCAGAUUAUGACGGUUAAUGUAUGGGUGAGGCAAGAGUGGAACGAUUCCAAGCUUAAAUGGAAUCCUAGGGAAUAUGGAGGAGUGGAGCGGUUAUAUGUUCCAUCAACAAUGAUUUGGCUUCCUGAUAUAGUGCUAUAUAACAAUGCGGAUGGUAAUUAUGAAGUCACUCUCAUGACGAAGGCUACGCUGCAUCCAGACGGGCUGGUUAUUUGGGAGCCUCCAGCUAUUUAUAAAAGCUCCUGCUCGAUCAAUGUGAAGUACUUUCCGUUUGAUAUUCAAGACUGUGCAAUGAAAUUUGGUUCAUGGACGUACGAUGGAUUUCAGGUUGACCUACGUCAUAUUGAUGAAGUGGAAGGAUAUAACAAUAUUACCAGUGGAAUCGAUCUAGUGGAGUAUUAUUCUAGCGUCGAGUGGGAAAUCAUUGGAGUGCCAGCUGUACGCAAUGAAAAAUUCUAUCCCUGUUGUGCCGAGCCAUAUCCAGACAUUACGUUUAAUGUGACAAUAAGGAGGAAAACACUCUUUUAUACGGUUAAUCUUAUCAUACCUUGUGUGGCCAUUUCCUUUUUGACGGUUUUGGUCUUUUAUUUACCUUCCGCAAGCGGAGAAAAGGUCACGCUGUGCAUUUCCAUUCUGCUGUCGUUGACAGUGUUUUUUCUGCUUUUGGCCGAGCUAAUCCCUCCGACUUCCCUUGUGGUUCCGUUAAUAGGCAAAUAUCUGCUUUUCACAAUGGUCCUAGUGACGCUCAGUAUUGUCGUAACGGUUGCCGUCCUUAAUGUUCAUUUUCGCUCCCCUUCUGCCCACCGCAUGGCUCCAUGGGUACGGCAUCUGUUCAUCGAAAUUCUCCCGCGCUUGCUUUGUAUGCAGCGCCCGAUUGAUGAAUGGCAUAGCAAUCCCAAUCAGCCGCGCGUACGUAUCCGUACAUGUAAUGGCGUCGAAAUUCGGGAGACUUUUGCGGAAGAUAUGACGGCUGCGGGAUCGAUCCGUCGGGCGCCGUUGGCCAGAGAAGCGACUUUUGACAAUAUACAUCAUAGUGGAUCGUGGUUAACAAGAGCUAAUGCGUUGGGCGAAACAGAUCUUAUGCUCAGUCCGUGUAAUCAAGACAGUGAUCGGGCAACCAUACGGAAGCGGUAUACGACGGAUAUACAGAAGGCGGUUGAAGGAGUGGUGUAUAUUGCCGAUCACAUAAGAAAAGCGGAGGAACUGAAUGAAGUGAUGGAAGACUGGCAGUUUGUGGCGAUGGUGCUAGGAUACACAUCUGCCAUGUGCACACAGCAACAGCAGCAUGCAGAUUGGUCCUGCUGGGUAACAAGUUUAAUGACUUUCUUACGGGCAUUUGAAUUUCCAGAUCGAUUGUUUUUAUGGAUUUUUACGUUAUCCUGCGUUAUUGGCACACUUGGAAUACUCUUGGAUGCCCCCAUGUUAUUUGAUUACAGAGAAGCUCUGGACAAGCGAAAGAUAUAGAUGUUCCAGAAAAAAUAUAUUCAUCUGUUUUUAUUGCCAUGCGCAUUCGCAGCUCGCUUUUCAGCUGGUCUGUACAAGUUGGCCCGUUUGAGGUGGGAUAUACAUAUGCAUUGAACAAAUAUGCAUGCAAAGUGUGGCUUUAUUAAACGGCAUGAAUCGGUUUGUCCGGAAUUGGUGCUCUUGGUAAAAGGUUAAAUCCGAAUUGCCUUUUACAUCAUUAUGAAUGCAAAUCGAGCAAUGCUGCUGAAUCUUUCGCCUAAAUAAAUACCGCUCCUUUAAACCACAGUGGACACAUUCUAUCACAAAUAGUGUGAAUAUUACCUCAAAUAAGCAUUUCAUGCUUUCGUCGCUUCCUGGAAUAACAUUAUAGCAAUUCUUUUUUGGUAUCGGCUCCUUUGUAUCAUAUAAACUAGGCGCUCGCAGUAUAAUGACCAAAGUUCCCACAACACAAGCAAU